UCUGCAUAACAGUUGCCUUUCACGCUUCCAACCAUCUUCUUUAAUUCCAGCUUCCCCUCUCUUCCCUCUCUCUUUUAAUUUAAUUACUUUAUCUUGGAAAUCAUAUGUUCUUUAAUACCAUCAUUACCUUUUCUCUUUCCUUUAUUCUCUACUCUAUUAUCUCUCUCUCUCUCUUUCUUUCUACCUUCUUCAUCUUCCUUUCUCUCAUUUUUCCGGUCAUGUCACCGCCGGCCACCACCAAAAGCUGGAACGGCGGCCUGGAUAAACAUUAUCCUCCGCCACUCGCCACCCACGAUGAAGUUAUUUCCGACCCCAUUGUUUUUUGGGACACUUUGAGGCGUUUCCAUUUUAUGAUGAACACAAAGUUCAUGAUUCCUGUGAUUGGAGGGAAGGAGCUAGACUUGCAUGUUUUAUAUUCAGAAGUUACAAGAAGAGGAGGACAUGAAAAGGUUGUUGCAGAGAAAAAAUGGAGAGAAGUUGGAAGUGUUUUUAAGUUCUCUCCUACAACAACGAGUGCUUCCUUUGUAUUGAGAAAACAUUAUCUUAGUCUUCUUUACCAUUACGAGCAAGUUUAUUUGUUCGGCCGGCAGGGCCCCAUCUGUGUCCCUCAAGCGCCAUUUCCUCUUGGUAGCCCUACAAGUGAAAAUGAAUUGGCUUUGGUGGAAUAUACUCCCAAAACUACGUCGUUUUCCCCUGGUCCGCCUGCUGAAGUUACUGGAACAAUUGAUGGGAAAUUCGACUGUGGUUACCUUGUGACGGUGAAAUUGGGAUCUGAGAUUCUUAGAGGAGUUCUUUACCAUCCAGAGCAGCCACCUCCGUCAGAUCUCCGGCCUCAGUCUACCAAUGCCAUUGUACCGUAUACCGGUGGCAGAUAUCGACAUUCCGGUAGGCGGCACCGGAGGAGCCGGAGAAAGGGAGAUCCAAACCAUCCAAAACCAAACAGAAGUGGGUAUAAUUUCUUCUUUGCAGAGAAGCAUUACAAGCUCAAAUCUCUGUACCCAAACAGAGAAAGGGAGUUCACUAAAAUGAUUGGAGAGUCUUGGAACAAUCUUAGCCCUGAAGAAAGGACGGUUUAUCAAAACAUUGGGCUUAAAGACAAGGAAAGAUACAAGAGAGAGUUGAAAGAGUAUAAGGAGAAAAUGAGGCAGGCAAGUGAUGUUGAUGGAGUUUAUUCAAAACAUGGAGAGUAGCAGCAGAGGAGGAAGAAAAUUCAGCAGUUUUUUUUUUUUUUUUUUUUUCUUCUGGUGGGAUUUGCUAAAGUUAUAUGAUAUAUAGAUUUUGUAUCAUAUCGUAUCAUAUCCCCUAACUUUACAUGGCAAACCAUAGGUUUGCAUAUCCAUAGUGCUUGGCCACAAGUUUUUACAAUCACUUACAAAAGUUACUCUUGGAA
Benincasa hispida (wax gourd) is the source of this 1390-nucleotide messenger RNA. Its product is annotated as high mobility group B protein 9-like. The record is from RefSeq and is a predicted model, not a curated record. Gene Ontology annotation, molecular function: DNA binding. Lineage: Eukaryota; Viridiplantae; Streptophyta; Magnoliopsida; Cucurbitales; Cucurbitaceae.